UCCGUUUUUCCUGUUUCGUAACUCGUUGCCGGCCCCUCAAUGCGAGGUAGGAUGAGAUAAAUUUAUGAUCCCGCAAGCGAAUCACCCCGCAGCCCCCCGCCUCCCCGCGACUCAAAAACUUCCCCUUCCCCCACCUUUUCCUUUCCAAGAUCGAUCAUCAUACCCUUUGCUUUCUCCAUCUUUCUCUUCUCAUCUCAAUCCCAAACCCUAAAGAACCUCAAAUAGGGCCCGCUUUUCGCUCGAAUUUUGUUUUCCCUCGUCCCAUCCCAUUUACAUCUAUAUAGAUUGAGAUUGUGGUGUUGGGGAAAAGGAAAAAGAAAAGAAAAGAAAGCAGUCGUCGUCAUGCCGUCCGGUGCGAAGAAGAGGAAAGCGGCCAAGCGCAAGAAGGAGAAGCAGGAGAAGGGGAAGGAGAAAGAGGAGGAGAGGGGCAGCAUCCCUCUUCCUUCCCCUCCCCCUCAACCUCAACCUCAAGGCAGUGGACUUGUGGAUUGGAUGCCCCACGACGACGGGAGGCGGAGCGAGAGCGGGGAGUUCGAGACACCGUCGGGGACGCCAUUUGCGACCCCGUUGUCUCAGGCGAACCAUCCGCUAGCCGAGGAGGCAGGGGAGGAAACUCCUGGAUCUCAACGCGUUGCUGUUCAUUCAUCGGUGGAGAGCUCCGGAAAUGGUAACGGAGAGGCCGACGAGCUGCCUUACAGGCCAGAUGAGCUUGCUAACGAUGAUGCGACCGAGCUGGAAGUUGAAACGGUGGCUCCUGCAGAAGAUGAGGUUGCUGCCGCGCCACCAUAUGAUGUAAGCGUCGAGAUUGUUCGGCGGUCUGAGAAGGGAGAGCCUCGCGAAGCUGAGAGUGCAGAAGGGACCGAAAUGGAGAAACCGGCAGAGGAAUCGGUUAUUGCUGUCGAGCAGAGUGUGCUUACAAGGGAAGAGGCGGAACAAGAAAAGGAAGCCCUGGCUGAGAUUCUGAAAGAGGCUCCAGUUGCGAUAUCCCUUCAAUGUGAAUUGAAGGCAGCGCCUCUGCCGGCUAAGGAUGAGAUCAAAGAACAGCUAUCAUCAUAUGAACGGGAAGUUAAGGUUGUGCCUCUGCCAAGUGAGGACGAGGUCAAAGAAGAGGCAUCUUAUGAACGCGAAGUUAAGGUAGUGCCUCUUCCAGAUGAGGAUGAUCAAAAAAAUCGGCCAUCCUAUGAAUGCGAAGUGAAGAUAGUGCCUCAGCCAGAUGAGAAUGAGGUUAAAGAACAGCCAUCCCAUGAACAUGAUGCUGAUGCGAAUGUAGGGCCUCUGCCGGAUAAGGAUGAGGUUAAAGAAAGAAAAGUGGCCGCUCUGCCAGAUGAGCAUAAGGUUAAAGAACAGCCAUCCCAUGAACGUGAAGUGAAGGUAGUGCCUCUGCUGGAUGAGGAUGUAACUGGAACACAGUUUUGUGUGAGCGGGGAAGCCAGCCAAGGUAGCAGAAGAGCGGAAACUGUGCCAUCUGCCGAGGUUGCACCACAUGCCCCAACGGUAAUGCAUCGUGCAAGGUGGUGGAAUUGCUGUGGACUUCUUGAUGUUCUCGUGGGUUCUGAAAGAUAGGCCAGGGUAAAGAAGCCUUGGUUUGCUUCUUUUCUUGAACUGGUAGAUAGUAUAAUGAGCAGAGUCUAUAUUUCAGAUGUACAAGAAACAAGAUGGUCAUUUACUUGGUGGUAGUGAAGGAGGUAAUUUUUCUGAUCAUUGAGCAGUCAUCACUCGUAACUUUCGAAGGAAAGUCAUGAAAUCACAUUAGGAGGGGAUACAUAGAAAUAUAGAUGGUCUUGCCCGGAGAAUAAGUAAAGGAUGUGCAUUUGUGAAUUGUUGAAUAUAGUCUGGUAUCAUGAACACCCAUUGUUUUAAUUUGUGUGCUUAUAUUAAAGCAGAUGUAUAAUUUUGCAUUGUGACUUGAGAUAAGGUGAAUAUAUGAACAUUGGCGUUGAUCAUAAAUGUGUGCAGUAGAAGUGUGAAGAGAAGGGCUUUUUGCUUUUAGCUUUGGAUCUUGGAAACAGGAAAAGGUUUAAGAGAAAAUUCAGGGAAGGUUGUCAUAUGCUUACUAUGGCUAUUUGGCACAGAAUUUGUAUUGCAAGGAAUAAAAUAAUCUUCAAUGUAUCAGCUAGAUUGAUGGGGACAUCCUUUGAGGAUUUAAGUUUUUCAGCUUUUUGUGGUCUUCUUCCAUUCUAUAUGUGAAAACAAAAGAUAUCAAAACCAUUUAAGGAAAUAUGUUUUGUGUAUUUAUUGAGGGCUGCUUGUUGGUUUUGAGGUGUGAUGUAGAUCGACUUGUUUGUCUUCAUUUCAUCCUUUUUGAAAUGAAAUUAAUGGUCUUUGCCCAUCUUUCUUCUUUGAAAAAAGAAAGAAGAAAAAUCUAAAUAUAAGCCACGCCUCUUUCAACAAUUCAAAAGCUUGACUAAUAUAAUGUAAGGUGGAAAAUUCGACAUGCAGACUGCAUAGCUGCAUUAAGAGUGAAGAUAAUUUUAAAAUCAUAUGCACCAAAUUAAGACAACUGUAAGCAUCUUUAGAAAUAAGGUGCUUAGUUGACACCAUGCGGCCAGAUGUAAUUACAAUGGGGGUUCAUUGGAGAAAUUUGUUUAUUUCAUGUAGAUAGCAUAUUCAGUGAGGUCUUGAAAGUUUGGAAAAUGCUAAACAAGCGAUGAAUGAAUUUCCAGUUGAGGAUUGCAAACCUUUCUUUAACUAGCUUAUGCAGUAACAUAUAUAUAAUAAGGUAAAGGCCAACUGGUUGAAAAAUUAUUAUGUUCCCUUUCAAAAGGAUAAAAGCGUGAUACAAUAUUGCACCAGCCAUUUGUGAAUGAAACUUAUGAGCCACAGCAAGAAUUUCUUUGAGAGGGCGAUAAAACAGAAAUUAAAAAGAUCAACAAUAGCAAAUGUGGCAUUAAACUUGAAAGAUCCACCAUAUAGGAAAUUUCUGGUUCAGACAACUGAAAUAAUGGUUUGAAGAGGAUAAAUAAUCAGUAAAUGUUUCAAUUAUUCCUGAUAAAAAAAACAUUUUGAGAAUAUCAUAAGAGGUAAUUCAGUAGGUAUCAGUGAGUAAAUUCACAGUUGAAGAAAAGGUCUUAUAUUCAGGAGUAUGUAUAGGAUUAACGCUAGGAGUUACAUAUAAUUAUCAAGAGACAAGUCAGCUCGAGUUGUAUGACUAUCUAAAACUCAAAUGUAAACUCUUAUAGUGAAUAAGCUUUAUAAACACAUGUUAGAUAAACUUACUGUUGGCAUUUAAGAAAAGGUGCCCUAGUGUUAUAUGUAAAUAUGUAAUUGGUAAGAAGACAAUUGGAUUGAAAAUAAGGUUAAAGAUAUGGAGGUUAAGGGAUUGGCAUAGCUAGAACAUGGUACAGGUAAAGAUUUAAUAGAGAUAAACUAGGAGUUCAGAGGCUUCUGUAUUUGUGAAAGCCAAGAAAUAUUCUAUACAAUCAUUUUUGUUAAACUAAUUCUGUUGGAAUAAUGGAGAAAGUUGAGAUGUCUAAUUACAAUUAGAUGGAUAAGGAAAAAUGGUACUUUUGGGUCUUUUAGACAUGAUGGAAAGUUUAGUAAGAAGGUAACAAGUCCAACAAUUUUGUAUUGAUUAAAAUCUGGGGUAUGAAGAGGCCCUAAGCAUAUUUGGUAUGCAGAGAACAUGGCAAACAUGAAAUUAUUGGGGUCAAUUAUGGAUAAUUGGGUAAACAGGGAAAAUCACAGAAUUACAAACAUUUUGUUACGUGCAUAAGUACAUUAUUUGAGGAUAGAAAACCAAACUAGGUGGUUUGGCCAUGUGCAACAAAGAUCAUACAAGGCUUUUGGAGUGGAAGCGACUCAAAUUUGUCUUGAAGGGUCAAGGGAAGGGAAGGGUAAGGUGAAAGAUAGAAAUGGUUGCAGUGUGGGAAAAUGAUUUAUAGAAGUUGACAGUGAUGGAUGCUAAACUGGUAUUGAGAGAGGAAUACAUAAAUUCGAAAUAGUAGGGAUAGGUUCAUUCAGAUUUAUAGGAAAAUGAUUUGUUUUGUGCUUAUCGGCAAUCAACUCUAUAUGUUUCAUUCAGAUAUGGAAGAUGGGGUUGGCUAGAAUGUUUAGGGCAGUUUGAGUUGUAAAACUUGAUCUUAACUGUUCUCUUUAAGUAGUGGUUUCAACUUUACUGUGUCACUCUUUCUUCAGUUUUUGCUUUAAUAUUGCUUCAUGAAUGCUUGAGAAACAAUUUCUUCCUUUUCAUGUGAUUAAAUGCCUACAUCAUGAAUUAAUGACUGUUUAUUAAAAGUUUAUUUGUCAUGUAACCAGCCCAAUCAUUAGCAUUGUAGACUAAAUGGUUGGGUUAACUGGCUCUCUUCAAAAUUUCAUUUUCUUUUUUUGAGAUUCUUAAAUCCAUCAUAUGCGAUGGUUUUGUGGAUGAAAUGGCUAGCAUGCAAAUGUGUUUGGUCAUUGUUAGGUCUUCUUUUUGUAAGAUUUAGUAAAUAGCAAAAAUAAUUUUUUUAAUAAGACAGUAUUACAUGUGAUCUAAUAUUAGUAUCUUUAUUUAUCUUUUCAUAUUUAUAUACGUUGAAAUUUAGUUUGCAUAGCCACUCAUAACCACUCAUAUUUAUUACAUGUGAUCUAAUAUUAGUAUCUUUAUUUAUCUUUUCAUAUUUUUUUAUACGUUGAAAUUUAGUUUGCAUAGCCACUCAUAACCAUUUAACAAAGAAGCUGAAUAAAUAAAAUAGGUGCCAUUACUGUCUCUUAUGUUCCUUCUACGGCAAAAGAUGGCUUUCGUUCUUAAUGUUUAGGUAAUUGCUCUUUUAACUAGUAGUUGCAGAUGCUAGUAUCUGCAGAUGAAUCUGUGUGGGCCUUAGCACAGUCCCACUGUACACUUACUAGAUCUAUCCUCAAAAAUGCAAUUCAAGACAUCUGCAAAAGUAGUGGGUUUGGUUGGAUAUCCAGUCUCACCACUAAUUUAUCCGUAUGAAUGUUCUUUGCAAUCAAUUCUGCUGAUCUAUUUCUCUCUCCAUUUGUAAGAGACUCUGGGAUUGGUAAUUUGGAUAUAUUCUUCCACAUAUUAUGGUAUUUUCUUGAUUUGACAAGUUCAUUUUGCUCCUUUUCAAUCUAUUGGGCAUGAACCUGCAAGUCAAUCUCUCUUUUGAUACUCCAGCUGAUUGCUCAAGCCUUCAAAGGCACACCCUUCAGCUCCUGGAAGUGGAUAUGCUGUCUAUGAUUAUCUUUGGCAAAUAUGUGUAUCAGUAUCACUUCACUGUUUCUGAUUCACCCUCCACAACCUGCACUAUUAUCACUUAAUUCUUCACUAAUGCUGAUUUUUUUCCUUUAAAAAAAAUGCCAUGCCUUGUUCCAACUGUCCUUGUUCUGCUAUUGGAAUCCUCAUGAUGCGGAACAGGUGAUUUAGGGAAGAAAUAAGAAGGGAAAGGAGGAGAGAGGAGUUCUGGAGUCCACCAGAUAACAAAGCAAGUUUUUUUUUCCAUUAAAAUACUCUACCUAAAAUAGGAGAUAUGGGGGUGCCAUAUAUAGCCCCCUAUGCAACUACCCAUGAUCCCCACAAAUGAUCAUGUAACUACCCAUGAUCCAACAACAUCAUGGGUCACUACACUAGCUAAAUACAGUCAUACAAGCCAGCAACUAAUAAAAGACGAAAAUACAUAAUAGAUAAACGAAAAUACACAAGAAAAUAAAACUAGGGUGGCUGAAGUGCUAUGCACGCCGGCGACGCCUAUAUACAUGCUGGAAACGGUGGUCUGUCCCCACCAACUUCCCUCAGCGGAGAAGAGUUCGCCUCUAGCGAAACGAAUGUCUGGUAAUGCUCUAACAGGUCUGAAGCAAGUUGCUGAAGCUCAUCUCUGCUAAUCCAGGUAUCAUCUGACGGAGGUCGACCAUGCCAUCUGACCAGGUAUCGCUGAUAACCACCGUUCUGCGUAUUAACAAUCUGAUCGUCCAAAAUCUGUUCCACUGUCUGUGAUCUGCGGAGAAAAAGGUACAGGAGGCAAGGCAGGAGCAGGAGAUAUGUUCUCAAAAUUGGAUGUGAGGUCAGUGUCAAGUUCAUUGAGUGGGUCUGCAGGAAUAGUUGUCGGACCUCAGUAGGCAACUAAGUCUUCUACAUUAAAAACUGGAUUAAUCCCAAAAUCACGUGGAAUAUCCACCACAUAUGCAUUAGAUCCAAUCCGUUUCAGAAUUUUGUACGGAUCCAUACUUCAGGCGUGCAAUUUUCUAACGGCUCCUGGUGGAAACCGUUCAGGUCUGAUUCUGAUCAUUACAUCAUCACCCACUCGAAAUUCUUGAUAACGUCGACGUAAAUCAACAGCCAUUUUAUAUCUCGCAUUAUUGAUUUCAAUUUUCUUAUUAAUCUCUUUAUGUAAAUUUUGCAUGUGUUGCGCAAAGGAUUCAGCGGUCUCAGAGAUUCUAUUGUUAGGUGCUACUGGGAUAAGAUCAACAGGUUUUCGUGGUACAUAGCCUAAGACAAUUUCAAAAGUACUCAAGCCAGAGGUCCUGUUUACAGAGCUAUUUGUAGGCGAAUUCAGCUGUGGAUAGGAGAAGAUCUCAAUUACCUGGGUGGUCACCCACUAAACAUCGUAGAAGGUUUCCUAGGCUGCGGUUGACCACCUCAGUUUGCCCAUCUGUCUGAGGGUGAUAGGCUGUGGAAUAUUUAAGCUUAGUACCCAUAAAGUUCCAGAGGGUCUUCCAAAAAUAACUAACAAAUUUGACAUCUCCAUCAGUCACUAUCGAUUUUGGAAGCCCGUGGAGCCUAACGACCUCAUCGAAGAUGAUCCUCGCAACUUUGGAGGCAUUAGAAGUCUUAGAAGUGGGUAGAAAAUGUGCCAUCUUAGAGAACCGAUCCACUACCACGAGAAUGGAAUCAUGCUUACUUCUAGUCUUUGGCAAUCCUAGCACGAAAUCCAUACUAAUAUCCUGCCAAGGACGAUCUGGGACAGGAAGGGGGGUAUAUAAGCCAGUGUUUUGUUUGCGCUGUUUGGAUAGAUGACAAGUACGACACUGACUAACAAUUUUUGCAACAUCCUGUUUUAAACUAGGCCAAUAAAAUCUUUGUUCGACCAUAUCAAUGGUCUUAUUUCUACCAAAAUGGCCAGCUAUUCCUCCCGCAUGAAGU
Phoenix dactylifera (date palm) is the source of this 7060-nucleotide messenger RNA. RefSeq lists its product as uncharacterized. Lineage: Eukaryota; Viridiplantae; Streptophyta; Magnoliopsida; Arecales; Arecaceae. The record is from RefSeq and is a predicted model, not a curated record.